Molecule: messenger RNA, 249 nt
Organism: Gaeumannomyces tritici R3-111a-1
Lineage: Eukaryota; Fungi; Ascomycota; Sordariomycetes; Magnaporthales; Magnaporthaceae
Exons: 1
Coding region: 1-249 (82 amino acids)
Source: RefSeq, a predicted model, not a curated record
AUGCCUCCCAUGAGUGGCUCACAACCCAUGCCGAGGGCUCCGCCUGGCCCUCGCUUCAACUCCCCUCCCUGCCACGAGCCACGAGCCACGAGCACUAGCCUGCUGGCGUUGCCGCAUCAGCUGCUGCCCCGUCCCUCGGUGUUGGUCGCUGUCGGCUGCCGCCCUGCUAGCCGCUGGGGCUGCCACUCCCCUGUCGCUGCCACUUUUGGUUGGCAGCCAUUCGUCGCAGCCACCGAGAUGCGCAUUUGA